CAGCCGCCACCGCGGCACAGGCCACCUCAUUGAGUUGAUUGGCCUGCGCUGCUCCGGGCUCGGCCAAUGGGCGCAGCGGUUGUUGCCCGGUGCUGAUGGCUGACUAAAGAUGGCGGAGCGUUUUGCUUGAGGCGUCGACUGCAGGAACCGGGGCCCUAGUUUGGAUUUUAGGCUGAAAAACCCAGCACUCAAAGAUGAAGGUGGUAAACCUGAGGCAAGCCAUUCUCCAGGCAUGGAAGGAACGAUGGACAGACUAUCAAUGGGCCAUAAACAUGAAAAACCUUUUUCCAAAGGGUCCAACCUGGGACCUCCUUGGACUCUCAGAUCAUUUGCUGGAACAGGCCUUGGUUGGCCCUUCACCAAAUCCACUGAUUAUGUCCUAUUUGAAGUAUGCAAUUAGUUCACAGAUGGUGUCUUACGCAAGCGUGAUGUCUUCUAUUGCAAAGUUUGAAGAUUACUCCAGGGAAUUGUGUGUUAAAGCUCUAUUAGAACUGAUGGACAUGUUUUGUGAUCGACUCAGCUGUCAAGGCAAAGCAGAAGAAUGCAUAAGUCUCUGCCGUGCUUUGCUAAGCACACUAGGAUGGCUGCUGAAGUGUGCUGUUCAUUUUACUGAAAGGCUGAAAGAGGGGCCAGAUGCAUCUUCCGGAGAAGAACAGCUCCAACUCUGUGUUAACCGGAUUGAGAAAGUAGUGAGCAGGAGAAAGAAUAGAGCUCUUCUUCAUAUAGCGAGACUGGAAGAGCCAGUUACAUGGGCUAAUGUGGAGCAAGCAUUCAUCAAGCUAACAGAACACUGUAACAAAAUAAGUAAUCAGCAGCUCCGACUAAAGCUGGAUGAAUGCAUUGGAUUGAUUAAGAGUAUUUCAGUCAUAACAACGCAGACUGAGCAGAACACCAAGAUGGAAUUCCCAACUGUUCAUGCCUUGAUUAUAUUGGAAGGAACUCUAAAUCUCACAUCUGAUACCCAAUCACUUGUUGAACAACUGAUCAUGGUGAAAAGAAUGCAGCGAAUCCCCUCGCCUCUCUUUUUACUGGAAAUCUGGAAGGCCUGUUUUGUCGGUCUUAUUGAAUCCCCAGAGGGAACUCAAGAGUUAAAAUGGACGGCAUUCACAUUCCUCAAGAUUCCACAGGCAUUACUGAAGCUCAAGGAAUACCCUCUUGGUGAUAAAGACUUCACUGAAGAUGUGAACACUGCCUUUGAGUUUUUGCUUAAACUUACUCCACUUUUGGACAAAGCAGAUCAGCGAUGCAAUUGUGACUGCGUCAGUCUCCUGCUUCAGGAAUGUGGAAAAUUAGGGUUGCUUUCAGAGGACAACAUGAAUAACCUAGUUAACAAAAGGACAGCAGAUAGAGAGCUGGCUCCCCAACUAAAAUCUGCUGAAAAUGCCAGCAUUCAGCCCAACCCAGGCCUGAUUCUGCGUGCAGAGCCCACCGUCACAAAUAUUUUAAAGACCAUGGAUGCGGACCACUCCAAAUCCCCCGAGGGGUUGUUGGGAGUCCUGGGUCACAUGCUUUCAGGGAAGAGCCUGGAUUUACUGUUAGCAGCUGCUGCAGCUACUGGAAAAUUGAAAUCUUUUGCCCGGAAGUUUGUCAAGUUAAAUGAGUUUGCCAAGAACAUCACUAUGGAGGGAUCAAAAGCAGCCUCUGUGCGAGCAUUACUGUUUGACAUUUCCUUCCUCAUGUUGUGUCAUGUUGCUCAGACUUAUGGAUCUGAUGUAAUUCUGUCGGAGCCCUGUGCGUCGGGUGAGGUGGUCUUCUUUGAGACCUGGAUGCUGACUUGCAUGCCCGAGGAAGGGAAAAUUCUAAAUCCAGAGCAAGGCUUUCGUGCCGAUCCCACUAAAGUAGAAUCGCUGAUGACGCAUCUCAACUCCUCUGCUGAAAUGAAACUCGUGCAGGUGAAGUGGCAUGAAGUAUGCUCUUGUACACCAGCUGCUAUUCUGGAGGUCCUAAACGCCUGGGAACAUGGCCUACUGACUUUGGAAGCUGUGCAGAAAAUCACCGAUAACAUCAAGGGGAAGAUUUGCAGCAUGGCUAUCUGUGCAGUAGCAUGGUUAGUAGCGCACGUUAGGAUGUUGGGUCUGGAGGAGCGUGAGAAACCAUUGCAAAUGAUUUUCCAGCUUGUGACACCACUCUAUGCAGAGAACACCCUUCAAUUCUACAAUGAAAGAGUUGCUAUCAUGAACCUGAUCCUGGAGCAGAUGUGUGCCGAUGUCUUGCAGCAGACAGCAACCUCCAUAAUGUUUCCCACAGCAAACCUGGGCCCCAUCCCAUACCGCAACCUGCUGCCAAUGAAGAUGCCAAUUAAAGAGGUGCUCAUUACCAAUUUCAACAAUGUACUGAAUAAAGGCUGGGUCGACAGCCGCACUAUCCACGUAUUUGAGGCGCUGCUACAUAUGGGAGGAGUAUACUGGUUCUGCAAUAACUUGGUCAAGGAAUUAUUGAAGGAGACAAGGAAGGAACACUGUUACAAAGCUGUUGAACUCCUACAUAGUGUGUUUUGCUUGGACAUGCAACAGAUCACCUUGGUCCUGCUGGGCCAUAUCCUGCCUGGGCUCCUGACCAAUUCCCUGAAGUGGCAGACGCUCAUGGAUCCACCCGGAAGAGCUCUUGCCAAGCUCUCGGUCUGGUGUUCUCUGAGCUCUCAUUCCACUCAUAACAAGGGUCAGGCCACAGCCAAGCAGAGGAAAAGACACAGAGAGGAUAUUGAGGACUACAUCAAUUUGUUUCCUCUGGAUGAUAGCCAACCAUCAAAACUGUUACGAUUGUUAAGCUCGAAUGAAGAGGAUCCGAAUAUCCUUUCCAGUCCUGGUGACCGUUCAAUGAGCAGCUCACUGACUGCCUCUCAGCUUCACAACAUAAAUAUGAGAGAUCCCUUGAACAGAGUAUUGGCAAACUUGUUCCUUUUGAUUUCCACAAUCUUGAGCUCAAAGGUGGCUGGUCCACAUACUCAGUUUGUUCAGUGGUUUAUGGAAGAGUGUGUGGAGUGCUUGGACCAAGGAAGUCGUGGUAGCAUUCUCCAGUUCAUGCCUUUUACCAUGGUUUCUGAGCUCGUGAAGUUGCCUGCCCUAUCCAAGCCAAAAACAGUGCUUGCUAUAACCGAUUUAGGCCUCCCUCUGGGACGUAGGGUUGCCGCAAAGGCGAUUGCUGCACUUUAACGGCUGGCUGGAACUGCAGUUACUGGUUUACACCGAAGAUAGACACACAAUGCUGGAGUAACUCAGCAAGACAGGCUGCACCCCUGGAUACAAGGAAUGGGCGAUGUUUCGGGUCAAGAUCCUUCUUCAGACCGGAAAAUAUUUUUUUGUUAAUAUCGUUUAAUAUGGUAUUGACAUCAAUUGUUAAAACCCUAAAUGACUGAAGACUGUGCAGCAAAUUGCCUAAACAAGAAAUGGUCACUGUAAUGAAUAUGUGAGAGACAGGCUGGACUCGAUAGAAUUGAAGUGAACGAUGGUGCUGAAAGCAGAUAAAGAUGAUGUGUUUUUUUACCAUAUAUUUAGGGUUGUUGCAUUUCUCAGGCAGUGGCGAGAUUAGUCCCAACAUUCAUUAAAAGAAUAAAGAAAAAUACACUUGUGAAAUGCAGAGUAUAGGAAGUUGGGUAAAACCUGGGCUCGUUUAGAGAGAUCUUUAAUUUUUUUUAAGUGAGAGGGUUUAAAUCUUCCCGCUUAUUUGAAUGUAUAAGAUGUGUCUCGAAACACCCAUAGUUAGAGGACUGGAACUUCAAUCGCCAUCAGUAUGUACACUCCAUAGGAAACUUGAAAGGACUGGUAAUGUGAUUUCUAUAACCUCAAACCAACUGGGGAUUGUGACUAUCAAGUAAACAGUUUGAUAAUGAGUUGAUCUCUUGAUUUCUUAUUCUUUUGUGAAUUUGUUACACAUUUGUUCUACAUUUUUUAUUUAAGUCAUUUUAAAAAUCAUAUUUAAAAUGAUAUUAAAAUCAUAGUAAACUGUUUGUGUUUUCCUCUGACAAAUGUUUGCAAGUUAUGUUCACCGCUGCUGAAAGAUUUGCUGGGAUUUCAAAAGGCACAAUAAAUUGAUUUCAUACAAAUACUA
Messenger RNA from Amblyraja radiata (thorny skate), 4047 nucleotides. RefSeq names its product mediator complex subunit 24 (gene med24). The transcript is spliced from 27 exons. The coding region runs from base 195 to 3152 and encodes 985 amino acids. NCBI's taxonomy places the organism in Eukaryota, Metazoa, Chordata, Chondrichthyes, Rajiformes, Rajidae. The record is from RefSeq and is a predicted model, not a curated record. Gene Ontology annotation, cellular component: mediator complex. Gene Ontology annotation, molecular function: transcription coregulator activity. Gene Ontology annotation, biological process: positive regulation of transcription initiation by RNA polymerase II.